AUGCCUGCUGAGCAAGACCUUGAAUCAUACACUCUCAAGGGCGGUAUCAAGAUCGUAGAGCGGUUCUUCGAUCUGCCAUUGGACUAUGGCAACCCAAAUGGACAAACCAUACGCGUGUUUGCGAGGAACUGUAUACCGUUAGCAAAAGCGAAAACACCGGAAGAAGAAGCGAAACUUCCGUACCUGGUAUAUCUUCAGGGAGGUCCGGGGUUCGAGGUUCCGCUGAACGAUGGCUCUGGCUUUGCUGCUGAGAUUUAUGAAAAAGGAUACCAGAUCCUCUGGUUGGACCAACGCGGUACAGGACUGAGCACGCCGAUCUCACCGGAAACAUUGACCUCGUUCGAGACGGACUCGCAAAUCGCGAACUACCUCAAGCAUUUCCGCGCCGAUUCCAUUGUAAAGGAUUGCGAAGCUAUCCGAAAUUUUUUGCUAGGAAACAGGGAAGACCCCGAAGAUCGCAAAUGGACAAUCAUGGGUCAGAGCUUCGGUGGAUUCUGUUCCAUCACCUAUCUCUCAUUCCAUAGCGAGGGUCUCAAGGAGGUUUUCGUCACUGGUGGUUUGGCGCCUUUGAUCGAGAAUCCCACUCCCAAUUAUGAAGCAACUGUUAAUCGGGUGAUCCACCGAAACAAGAUCUAUUACGCGAAAUAUCCUCGCGAUGUCAAAAGAGUUCGAAAUAUCCUAGAUCAUUUGUCAUCGAAUAAGAUUACACUACCGAAUGGUGGACGGUUAACGCCGAGUCGCUGGCAACAGCUAGGCAUCGACUUCGGCAUGAGCGGUGGUAUUGAUCGAGUGCACCAGUUGGUCUUCCGCGCGGAUAAUGACUUAUCGAUGUUCGGCAAGCUCUCGUACAAGACCCUGCAACUUGUGCAAGAGAAGCAGUCAUACGACGGUAAUCCCAUCUACGCUAUCUUGCACGAGCCGAUCUAUUGCCAGGGUCAUGCAUCCAACUGGGCCGCAGCCAGGGUGAUAGCAAAGCACCCCGAAUUUUCCUGGGUUCACGUACAACAACAAGAUGGCACUACGCCAGUCUACUACUUCGGGGAGAUGAUCUUCCCCGACAUGUUUGAUGAUUACGCCAACCUGCGCCCUCUUAAGGCAGCGGCUGAGAUCCUAGCCAGAGAUACGAGCUGGGGCAGAUUGUACGACCUCGACCAGCUCGGCCGCAAUACUGUCAAAGUCAGCGCCGUUACGUAUUACGACGAUAUGUAUGUCGACUUCAAUCUAGCCCAAGAGACGGCUAGAAAAAUAAAGAACACGGAACAGUAUAUCACCAACCAGCUAGUCCAUGAUGGCAUCCGCGCAGAUGCUAAGGAUGUUAUGAAGCGGCUAUUCGAACUUUCCAAUCGCGAGUUCAACUGA
Punctularia strigosozonata HHB-11173 SS5 is the source of this 1359-nucleotide messenger RNA. Its product is annotated as alpha/beta-hydrolase. Bases 1 to 1359 code for a protein of 452 amino acids. The transcript is spliced from 15 exons. The record is from RefSeq and is a predicted model, not a curated record. Gene Ontology annotation, biological process: proteolysis. NCBI's taxonomy places the organism in Eukaryota, Fungi, Basidiomycota, Agaricomycetes, Corticiales, Punctulariaceae. Gene Ontology annotation, molecular function: peptidase activity.